CUCCGUUGCUGGCAGGAUUCAAUGGGAUAAUGGACAUGAACUCACUUUGAAAGCCAGGGUGGCACCACAGGCAGCAUUAGUUAACCUGCUGCUCUGCUCCUGCAGCUCAAGGGUGCUGGCUUCCCUCUGCAGUCCCUGAGCCAGGCCCUUGGGACUGGGGGAUGUGCAGUGUCCUGGAGAUAGUACCCUCGGUGACAUUACAGUGAAAUCUCUGACGCAUUCCGAUGAUGAGCCUGUGUUGGCUUGCCACCAAGAGAAGCAGAGGGCAGAAGAAGCCGGGUCUUGUGCUUCCUUAAGGGAGAGCAUGCAGAAACUCCGAGGAACCACCCAUCAGAAGUUGCCCAUGGAGAUGCUGGUGUUGGAGGAUGAGAAGCACCAUAGGCCUGAGAGUCCGUCCUUACAAAAGGUUAAGGGCCAAGAGCGCGUGCGGAAGACAUCUCUAGACCUGCGGAGGGAGAUCAUCGACGUGGGCGGCAUCCAGAACCUCAUCCAGCUGCGGAAAAAACGCAAGCAGAAGAAACUGGAAGCCCUGGCCGCCUCCCAGGAGCCGCCUCCAGAGCCAGAGGAGAUCACGGGCCCUGUGGACGAGGAGACAUUCCUAAAAGCUGCGGUGGAGGGGAAGAUGAAGGUCAUCGAGAAGUUCCUGGCGGAUGGGGGUUCCCCUGACACCUGCGAUCAGUUUCGCCGGACUGCCCUGCACCGAGCUUCCCUGGAGGGCCACAUGGAGAUCCUUGAGAAGCUUCUGGAGAGUGGGGCCACUGUGGAUUUCCAGGACCGGCUGGACUGCACAGCCAUGCACUGGGCCUGUCGUGGGGGCCACUUGGAGGUGGUGAGACUCCUGCAGAGCCGAGGAGCAGACACCAAUGUGAGGGAUAAGCUGCUGAGCACCCCCCUGCAUGUGGCAGUCCGGACGGGGCAGGUGGAGAUCGUGGAACAUUUUCUAUCCCUGGGCCUGGACAUCAAUGCCAAAGACAGAGAAGGGGACAGCGCCCUGCAUGAUGCUGUGAGGCUCAAUCGCUACAAAAUCAUCAAACUGCUGCUCCUGCAUGGGGCUGACAUGAUGAGCAAGAACCUGGCAGGAAAGACCCCCACAGACCUGGUGCAGCUGUGGCAAGCCGACACCCGGCACGCUCUGGAGAACCCUGAGCCGGGGUCAGAGCAGAAUGGACUGGAGGGGUCCACCGAGAGUGGGCGGGAGACCCCCCAGCCUGUGGCAGCCGAGUAAAUGCCUGUCCCAGCCUACCAGGCACCUGGCCUGUCCCCUGCAUACAGCCCGAGGGUCAUAAGAAUGGCCCUCAGAGCUGAGGACACCAUUCCUCUGCAUACACCCCAGGAACACCCACAAGCUACUGCAAUAAAAAAAAAAAAAAGUCA
This is a messenger RNA of Bubalus bubalis (water buffalo), 1374 nucleotides long. It is a transcript of the gene ANKRD2, whose product is annotated as ankyrin repeat domain 2. Gene Ontology annotation, cellular component: nucleus. Gene Ontology annotation, molecular function: RNA polymerase II-specific DNA-binding transcription factor binding. The record is from RefSeq and is a predicted model, not a curated record. The coding region runs from base 305 to 1225 and encodes 306 amino acids. Gene Ontology annotation, biological process: regulation of transcription by RNA polymerase II. The transcript is spliced from 9 exons. Lineage: Eukaryota; Metazoa; Chordata; Mammalia; Artiodactyla; Bovidae.